AUGCCCUUGGCCAAUUACCCGCCAGCGUCUCAUUCAGUCGCAGUACAGACACACCAUCGACGGCAGAGACCGACUACUAGCUACGUGUGCGAAAUACCUGUAGAGACAAGUACUGGCUGGUCGCAGUGUUCUAAGCAGUUUCGGAAGGAGAAUCGCUAUCUACGACACUUUGGGUCACACCUGGUGCCAAGUAGCAAUAGUCUCUACCUGCCAUGGCUUGUGCUUGACAACGACGAAAUUCAGGAAAUGGGUGAUGCAGACAUUGUGGCGUUUGUGAAGAGCCUUCGGUCGGACAUGUUGAGCGCAAAGCAAUGGAAUAAAUUUAUUACUGCCGUUCAGAAAGCGAAGCCUACCGAGGAGGCUACUAAGAUUAUCGUGACGGUGUUUAGACACUGCGUUAGUAAAGACGAGAACACCCGUAAGAAG
Molecule: messenger RNA, 426 nt
Organism: Pseudovirgaria hyperparasitica
Lineage: Eukaryota; Fungi; Ascomycota; Dothideomycetes; Acrospermales; Acrospermaceae
Exons: 1
Source: RefSeq, a predicted model, not a curated record